This is a messenger RNA of Closterium sp. NIES-65, 1170 nucleotides long. NCBI's taxonomy places the organism in Eukaryota, Viridiplantae, Streptophyta, Zygnematophyceae, Desmidiales, Closteriaceae. The record is from the annotation of a GenBank genome assembly.
AUGGGCACGUCUCGCCCUCGCAAGUUUCUGCUCGCCCUCGUCCUUGUGGCGUCUCUGAACUUCCUCGCUGCUUUCGCGGCGCUCCCUCCGGAUGGUUAUUACGACAUCAACGAGCCCGCCGGUCUCGAGGAAGCAUACGACGCGCGCGCGCUCCUCGAGGCCAAAAGCGAGGCUGCAGUUGACUCCGUUGACUGGGUUGAAUCCGAUAACUCGGAGGAUCCGCGAAUUUUGGCGGAUGUGGCAGCGGACUUGAAGCAGCCAUCGGAGUUGGACGGCGCCAGUGGCAGCGCGAAGAAAUCGCCGCUCGACGGGCAGGCGGCGACGAACGCGCGCGCGCCAGUGGACUCCGUGGCUUCACCCAAUGGCAAGUCCAUCGCCGCGCGGCCCAAGAAGGGGAAGCAGGGGAAGAAGAAGCACUGCGUGCGGCGUAGGAGAGGCAGGUGCGUCAAGUGGGCAGCGACGAGGAAGCAUUAUACUCGAAUGACCAAGAAGACAACCGGCUACCUGAAAAUUGCUGACAAGGCAUCCGCGAAGCCCAAGGGCGCUGAGAGUGGCGUGCCGGCAGUUGGGAAGCAGGAGGCGGCACCCGUCAGCACCUUUGAGUCGACUCAAAAGAAGGGGGCGGGAGCUGUCAGCACCUCGGGCGCCGACAGCAACUCGGGCGCAGCCCCCCAGCCGCGCGCGCUUCUCGGGGGCGAUAGUGAUGACUCCACUGAAUCCGUUGACUCCGUUGAUUUCGAGGACCCGCGGGUGCUCCGUGAUGUGGCGGCGGACUUGAAGUGGUCGUCGGAUGAUCUCAGCGGCGCCGUGAAGAACUCGCUCGGGAAGGCGGGGAGGAACGCGCACAAAUUGGUCGAGAAGGUGUUCCGCCCUGACAGGUUCCCCAGGGUGAGGCCCGUCCUCAAGCCAGUCACCAAGCCUGGCUCGAAGCCGCUCGUGGGGGUGAGGCCCGUGCUCAAGCCGGUCACCAAGCCUGGUGUGCGGCCUUUCGGGAAGCCGGUCACCUCAGGCUGGCCUGGUGUGCUGCCUGGCUCGAAGCCGCUCACCAAGCCUGGGGAGGGGGGGCGAGGAGGCGGAUGUGAGGGGGGCUGCUAUAUGUUCGUGCUAUCGCAGGGGCGUGCGGGAGCAUCAGAGGUGGUGUGGAGGGCGGGAGAUGAAGGGGCAAGAUAG